CACGCAAUGAGGACGGCUAAGGACCUUCGCAGUAUACACAUUGACAGCUAUAUUUAUGUGAUUUCUUUUUGUAAGGUCACUGGCAUAUAUAUAUCACUUUCGGUUAAGAAUAAGAAAAAUAAAGAAAAAGAGAGAAUUACACUUAAAACUCACAUAAAAAUAGGCAUGCAAUGACAGGUAUGAUAAGAGGGGAAUGUGCAUGAAGAAGACAUUCAGGAAGUUAAGGAACACCUACCUUCCCUCUUGUUUUAACUCAAGCAGGUCAUGUAAUUGACCCAAGGUAAUAAACGUGAGAUGUAAUAUCUCCACAAGACAGAGACAGAGGGAAAGACAGAGAGAUGGCGAGUGAGUGACCAAGAGCCUCACGGGACUGCAACACAGAGCAUUUAAUAUCCAACUGAGAAAGUGGUUUUUGGAGUCUCUCUCUUAGUUUCCUGCCCUAUAAAUAGACAAGACUUUUGAAACCUAAACUGAGAUUGACUUAAAUAAAACGUAUAUAUAUUAUAUUGUCUUGUUUGAACCAGCAAGAUGUCUCACAUAACUGUAGAAAGAAAUCGGAGAAGACAGAUGAGUGAGCAUCUCAAAGUCUUACGAUCCUUGACCCCUUGUUUCUAUAUCAAAAGGGGGGACCAAGCAUCUAUAAUCGGGGGUGUUAUAGAGUUCAUAGAAGAGUUGCAUCAAGUUCUGCAAGCUCUGGAAUCCAAGAAACGAAGGAAUAGUUUAAGCCCUAGUCCUGGUCCUUGUCCUAGCCCUAGCCCUAGGCCACUGCAGCUAAUAACUCUUCAGCCUGAUCAGAGCCCUUUUGGGCAAGAAAAUGUUAAGGAACUAACUGCAUGCUGCAACUCUUCAGUUGCGGAUGUGGAAGCAAAGAUAUCAGGGUCAAACGUGAUCUUGAAAAUAUUAUCAAGGCGAAUACCAGGUCAAAUUGUGAGGAUAAUCAAUGUCUUGGAAAAACUUUCCUUUGAGAUCCUUCAUCUGAACAUAAGUAGGACGGAAGACACUAUUCUCUAUUCCUUUGUGGUUAAGGUAUACUAUUACAUAACUUAAGUGCUUAUUGCUAGUACGAAUUUGGUGGAUAAUUUUGAGUGAGAGUAAAAGAAUUAAUACAACCGAUCGACAUAUCAUCCUAAAAGAGAUUCUAAUUUGGAACAUGCUAAUUCUUUCUCUUAAUAUAUUCCCUUAGUUGCUGCAAAUAUGUAUUGAACAUACUUAGCCGAUCGAGGACCUACCAAAUACCCCAUUUACAUUAUCUGAUGCAACUGAGAGAUAGGACCUCAAAAUAGAUAGAUAUACCUGAGAAUAUGGCGAGGAGUGACAACUUUUGAAAGAAAAGAAGCUUUCUUUCUUUCCUUGAAUUUGUAGUGCCGCAGAUAGAAUGAGACUGGAACUUGUGUCAUUUUCAGUUUGAUUGCAGAAUUUGUGGAGAAGUACUUGAGCUUAGGGUUAGGCUGGGUUACUUUCAUAUAUGGGUAGACCCCACACUCAAUUGCCUAACCAACACGCAUGCAGGUGACACGUACUCUUACACUGGCCCCCUAUAAAUUGUCAAGUGCAUAACAUUAUUACUACCACUUCGACGUUGAGAAGAUAGGAUGUUAAUUCAUAGGAGUUUUGUUGUUAUAUCACUUUGAACUAUUCAUUGUAACAUGAAAUUUUAGUAAUUCAUGGAUGGUUUCUUUUCUUUAAUGACAUGGUUGUUAUCUCACCUUAGGUUAUGAAUAUGAUUUAUUGUUGCAGAUAGGUCUGGAAUGUCAAUUAAGUGUGGAGGAACUUGCAGUUGAAGUUCAACAGAGCUUCUUUCCUGAGAUCCUUUAUACAAAUGAUAUGUAGUUUUUGCCGUUAAUUUUCCUCAGAUUUUUGCGGUUGAUGAUAUAUAUUAU
This is a messenger RNA of Hevea brasiliensis (rubber tree), 1880 nucleotides long. Its product is annotated as transcription factor MUTE. The transcript is spliced from 2 exons. Gene Ontology annotation, cellular component: nucleus. The record is from RefSeq and is a predicted model, not a curated record. Gene Ontology annotation, biological process: stomatal complex development; guard cell differentiation; positive regulation of DNA-templated transcription. NCBI's taxonomy places the organism in Eukaryota, Viridiplantae, Streptophyta, Magnoliopsida, Malpighiales, Euphorbiaceae. Gene Ontology annotation, molecular function: protein dimerization activity; DNA-binding transcription factor activity. The coding region runs from base 529 to 1047 and encodes 172 amino acids.